CGGGGGCGCGCAAGCAAGCAAGCCCCGGGCGGCUGAGCCGGGCCGAAACUUCUAAAGGUUGCGCGUUGCCAUGGCUACUGUCACUCACGGGAUUUCCAUGGCAACGGGGUGGAACCGGACGGGGCCGCUGGGGCGAGCUUGUUGGGGAAUCGGGGCGUCUUCCCUGCUUGCAAAUCGCAGGGUGAUCCGGCGGGCCUUUGCUUCGGGAGCCGCGGCCAUGGCGGCCCUUAAGGUUGGGGACAAGCUCCCCAGCGUGGAGGUCUACGAGGGAGACCCUUCCAACAAAGUGAACCUGUCCAGCCUCUUCAAAGGGAAAAAGGGCAUUCUUUUUGGGGUGCCCGGUGCCUUCACCCCCGGUUGUUCCAAAACGCAUCUGCCCGGCUAUGUGGAGAAAGCAGGACAACUGAAGGGCAAAGGCGUUGAGAUCAUUGCUUGCUUAGCAGUCAACGAUAUCUUUGUGAUGAACGAAUGGGGAAAGGCUCACCAAGCUGAAGGAAAGGUGCGGAUGCUGGCUGAUCCAACGGGGGCUUUUGGGAAGGCCACGAACCUUCUGCUUGACAAGGACUCUCUCCGGCAGUUGUUUGGGACGAACCGAUCCAAAAGGUUCUCCAUGGUGGUGGAGGACAGCAUUGUGAAGUCCCUCAACGUGGAAGAAGACGGGACUGGGCUGACCUGCAGCCUGGCCAGCAACAUCGUCUCCCAGCUGUGAGGCCCAGUAGGCUCCGUUGCCCUGGUGGGAACCCCCCACCCCCACCCCACCAGGUUGGUGGUCCUCAAGGGGUUUUGAAAUUGGCUCAGGAUCAGCGCACAAGAGAUGGAGUUGUGUGAGUUUACAUAGUUAUGGAGUCCUCGCUUGCUCUCUGAGCUUGGUUUUCCUUGCGGACGUUUCAUGACCCAACUAGGCAACCGAGGGUGGGGUUCAAAGAUCCCAGCAACUGGUUCGCUGCCCAGUUGCUGCGUGGGCAUGGCCAUGGUGGGCG
Pseudonaja textilis is the source of this 980-nucleotide messenger RNA. It is a transcript of the gene PRDX5, whose product is annotated as peroxiredoxin 5. Gene Ontology annotation, cellular component: peroxisome; cytoplasm; mitochondrion. Gene Ontology annotation, biological process: hydrogen peroxide catabolic process; cell redox homeostasis; cellular response to oxidative stress. The record is from RefSeq and is a predicted model, not a curated record. Gene Ontology annotation, molecular function: thioredoxin peroxidase activity. NCBI's taxonomy places the organism in Eukaryota, Metazoa, Chordata, Lepidosauria, Squamata, Elapidae.